This is a messenger RNA of Musa acuminata AAA Group (dessert banana), 429 nucleotides long. Its product is annotated as arabinogalactan protein 23-like. Bases 86 to 268 code for a protein of 60 amino acids. The record is from RefSeq and is a predicted model, not a curated record. The transcript has a single exon. Lineage: Eukaryota; Viridiplantae; Streptophyta; Magnoliopsida; Zingiberales; Musaceae.
UUCCUCAGGCCUGCAAAGGAGAGACACAAGCCCCACCCGCAACACCGUCUUCCUCAUCUCCCCCGCAGCUCAGCCGGUGUCAGCAAUGGAGAUGGGGAAGUUCGCCUGCGCCGUCCUCGUCGCCGCCGCCUCGGCCACCGCUGCUUUGGCGGCCGAUGCACCCGCCCCCGGCCCCGGCCCCGCCAGUGCUUCCUUCGCCGUCACUCCCGCUGUCGGCGCCGUGAUCGGGGCCUCCCUCCUCUCCUUCUUCGCCUUCUACUUGCAGUAGCCUCAUAGGAAGAAGCGAAGGGGAAGCCUCAUCGUUCCUAUUGCUGUAUCUCUUUGUUUCUUCUACUCCCAUUUCCUUCCUUGAAAGCUGAGCAGUGGAUUGUUCGCGUGAAUGUGAUCGGCGAUCGAGUUUAAUGCAAUAAAAGAAAUGUUAGCUGAGCC